AUGGCGACCGCACGCGCCGCCGCGUCCGCGCGAACCGCCGCGCACGCCUCCGCGACACCUCGCCGCGGCACCUCGAAACGCCCCGAGCGCGCGUCGCCUCCGAGACGCCUCGCGCGAUGCCGCGCGGCCGUCGAAGGCGCGGUGCUUUCGCCCACGAUCGACAGCCCCCCGACGGUCUCCGAGCGGAAGUGCCGCCUCGUCGCGAUCGUCCCUCCCGCGUCCGCGGGAGCCUCGUUCCUGCCGUACCCCCCCGGGCUUAAAGGGACGGCGUACGACAAGGGCGUCGGGCCGGACUGGAUCGAGGUCAUGCGUCACAUGGCGACGCGACUGACGUGGGUGGACGUCGGGUUCCAGAUGGACGUGUUCCCCUCGGACGCGCCCGCGUCCGAGAUCUCGGCCUCGGCGGCGACCGCGGACGUGUUCGUCGCGAUCGGGAUCAAAGACGUCGAGACCGCGGCGACGCUCGUGGACGUCCUCACGACCGUGCCCACGGGCGCGGCGUUGGGGUGCGAGGGCACGAGCUUGGACGCGCAGUCGCGCGUCGUGUUUCAGCCGGUGACGGAUCUGCGCGCGAUGCAGGCGAAGCUGCUUCCGUGGGGCCGCGCCGCGAAGGACCUGCGGCUCAUGGAGCAAGUCAGCGGCUUGUUCGACAGGAAAAACCACCUCGACCUGCUCUUCCUUCACCUCCUUCUCAUCGACGCGAGCGGCGCGCGCGUGCCCGCGGUGGACAUCAACCAGGACCUGAACGUCGGCAACGUCUUCUGCAUCGCGAAAAAUUGCAACAAACAGCUCUUGGCGUGUUACCAGAACGACCGGUGCAAGCUGUCGCUCGAUUGCAUCGACGCGUGCGGGUUGAACGACCAGGUGUGCACGUACACGUGCAUCCGCAGCUAUCAGAACGUCGAGUUCGAGAAGCUCGCGCGGUGCAUGCUGCACUCGCACAACUGCCUCGGGAACGACGCGAUUCGGCCGGAGCUCCCGGAGGUGUUGCCCAUGACGACGUUCCGAGGCGAGCCGCUGACGCACGACGCCGCGGAGGCGAUCAUGCAAGGGUGGUACGGCGACGGACCGAACAUGAAGCCGUACAGCUGGCUCGCGGUCGCGGGGCAGAACCCGGCGUACGACCACUUCCCGUGCCAGUACCAGAUUUGGUACCGCGGCAAGGCGCGAGGGAGCUUCUGGUACAACCCGGUGUUUAAGGUCCAGACGUUGGACGGGAAAGAGGUGUGGCGGCGGUCGGACUACCGGUGCAAGCGCGGGGACGUCCCCGGGACGUUCUACUUCUCGUUCAUGGACAACGGCGUGACGUCUCUGGAGUACUGGAGGAUCGUCGACGCGGCGGACGAUUUGGAGUGGAGUCUGUACUACUACGCCGGCGCCGCGAAAGUCGCCGGGCAGUCGUACAUCGGCGCGGUCUUGGCCACGAAGGACGGGAAGUGGCCGGACGUGAAGCACCUGCCGCGGAUAGAGAAGAGCCUGUGGGAAGGAUGCGGCGUGAAGCUGUGGGAGAUGUGCGAGGUGGAUAACUGCGACUGCGGCGGCGCGCCGUUGGACCCGUACCACGCUCCGGUGAUGAUGCCGUCGUUGAUCGGUGCCGGAGCAGGCGAGGGUGCGCGGUGA
Micromonas pusilla CCMP1545 is the source of this 1620-nucleotide messenger RNA. Its product is annotated as violaxanthin de-epoxidase. The transcript is spliced from 2 exons. Gene Ontology annotation, biological process: xanthophyll cycle. Bases 1 to 1620 code for a protein of 539 amino acids. Lineage: Eukaryota; Viridiplantae; Chlorophyta; Mamiellophyceae; Mamiellales; Mamiellaceae. Gene Ontology annotation, molecular function: violaxanthin de-epoxidase activity. The record is from RefSeq and is a predicted model, not a curated record.